CAGGGACUGCGGGAUGUGCCACGAGGCCAUGGGAGAAGCGGCUCGGGAAACUUUUCUGCCGGGAGCAGCGAGCAAGUGUCCAGCAGCUGCGUGCUGUGGCUGGUGAAAGCUGCUUCCGUUCCCACCGCCUCUGGGUGUUUGGGAGCUUCGGGAAGGCGAAGGACACGACGGCGAGUCGAAGGGCUGCAGUGAUGGCACGGCAGGAACACGGCUGCAGCCGCUUCUCUUUAUUCCUGUCGAAGGAGGGUGGUGUUUCGCCAGCUCAUUUUGGGCGUUCACACCUGUGAAGUUUGAUAAUGAAUCCCUUGUGUGUCUCCAAAAGACCAUGUAAUAACGGCCCAUUUAUUCGUAAAUAGGGAGAGCAAUUGUAAGUAUGAAUCUGUUUUCUUGGAGGUUUUGACUGCUCCUAUCCUUGCAGGCUUUUCGGAUGGCUUGCCAGAAGAGCUGCGUCUGGAGUAUUACAACUGCAGAGCAAAGAAUAUCAUUGGGAAUUACAUAAAUGCUGUUAGUUGUACAGUGGAAAAAUCGUCUGCUUCAGUUGAAAGCUUUAAAUGCAUCUACAAAAGCAGCUUUGCUCUCUGCUUUCAAGAACACGGGCUCUCAAAGACCAUCUCCUGCCUUUGGACUGGGAGGACAGCAGACAUCAAGCUUUGGGCUCUCAGUUACUAGUGGCAGAGGAGGAGGAUGGGGUUCCUCUAACCAGAGAUACAGCAAUGUUAUCCAGCCAUCUACCUUCAAGUCUGAUACAUGGGGUGGCAGCAGAGAUCAUGGAAGAGGAUUCUUUGGCUCCUCUGACUUUGGAUCAUCCGGCGGCAGCAGCAGAAAUGCAGACUUCUCACAGAACAGGUUCUCGGCAUUAGUGAACAGUCAGAGCGUUGCUGAUGGCUCCAAAGAUGAAGAGGAGAGACUUCUAGAAUGUGUAGUAAAAGACAUGGAAAUUUGGGAAUCUUCUGGACAAUGGAUCUUUUCGUCUUACUCCCCAAUGAAAGAAAAGAUGAAUGUCUCAGGCUUUUCGGAUGUCUCACCAGAAGAGCUGCGUCUGGAGUAUUAUGACAGCAGAGCAAAGAAUAUGAUUGGGAAUUAUAUAGAUGCUGUCCAACAGUUAGCGGCACAAUGGAAAAAUCGUCUGCUUCAGUUGAAAGCUUUAAAUGCAUCGACAAAAGCAGCUUUGCUCUCUGCUUUCAAGAACACGGGCUCUCAACCAUCUCCUGCCUUUGGACUGGGAGGACAGCAGACAUCAGGCUUUGGGCUCUCAAGCUUUCCUGUGAGCAGCAGCAGUACCAGUGCCAGCAGUUUCUCCUUUAAAGCCAGUUCCAGCCUUAUCAGUUCCUCAUCAUCUGCAGCCAGCCCUGCUGCCGGGGUCUCUUCUGCUGCCGGUAGCGCUCCUGCGUUUGGGGUGACGUCCUCUCCCAGCGCGCCCCAACCUGUUGGGUUUGGCAGCCCGGCAGCUCCAUCUGCAGCCUCCUUCUCCUUCAAAACAGCUGCAACAGCGGGUGGCUUUGGGACUUCUGGGUUCUCGGGCUUUGGCGGUGCCGCUGCUGUGAACUCUUCCGGCACCACCACUCCGCUCCCAGCCUUCGGAGCCUUUAAUGCAGCCACGGCCACUUCUGCCUCGCCUUCGAGCGGUGCUUUGUUUGGACAGACUGCCAGUGCCUCUGGACAUCCCGUCACCUCAGCGCCUGCUGCGGUCACCAACACCACCACCUCAGAGAAGUUAUUUACACCCAAGAGCGAAUUAUCGGCUGAAGAGUGGCAACAGUUUGAAGCCAAGGAGUUCACCAUUGGAAAGAUUCCUCUUAAGCCACCCCCAUUAGAACUUUUAAACGCUUACGACCUUUUAAGUUUAUUCAGAAGUAACAUGUUUUGAAAUUAAAUCAAAUACUUCCCUUUUGUUACUUUUUGUUUCUUGAGUCUCUUUUGCAGUAAUAAACCCACAAUUAUAAACACUGGAA
Molecule: messenger RNA, 1952 nt
Organism: Myiozetetes cayanensis
Lineage: Eukaryota; Metazoa; Chordata; Aves; Passeriformes; Tyrannidae
Gene: NUP42
Product: nucleoporin 42
Exons: 9
Coding region: 500-1867 (455 amino acids)
Cellular component (GO): nuclear envelope
Molecular function (GO): metal ion binding; nuclear export signal receptor activity
Source: RefSeq, a predicted model, not a curated record